Brassica rapa (field mustard) is the source of this 1710-nucleotide messenger RNA. Its product is annotated as DUF724 domain-containing protein 6-like. Lineage: Eukaryota; Viridiplantae; Streptophyta; Magnoliopsida; Brassicales; Brassicaceae. Gene Ontology annotation, biological process: proteolysis. Gene Ontology annotation, molecular function: cysteine-type peptidase activity. The record is from RefSeq and is a predicted model, not a curated record.
GGAGAUCAAUCCGAUGAGACACCAUCAGAGCAGAAUCAAGCAGAAGAAAAUCUCAAGGAUACUACAGAACCUACUACUGAGCUAGUUUCCACAUAUGUUUCGAAGAUGCCGCCUAUUACUCAGCAAACAGAGCAUCUUCAGACAAGUGCUAUAGAUUUUUCAGAAAAAAACGAGGUUGAAGUAAGCAGGCUUCUAGCUCACUUUCAAAUAGGCGCAGAGGUUGAAAUUUUGUCUACUGAUGACGAAAUAUGGUAUCCAGGAAAGGUUGUUGAUCUUAAACUGUGUGAAGGACUAGAGGAGCUGACAGUUGAGUACACGACACUCUUCACAGACCAACAUAGACUUCAGAAACUUCAGGAUACUAUCACGGCUGACAAAAUACGUCCUGCAACACCAACUAGUGACCAAAAAUCCUUUGAGAUGAUGGAUAAGGUAGAAGCCUUCUACAACAAUGGCUGGAGCAGCGGACAAAUUAGCAUGGUACUUGGUGAUAACACAUACUCGGUGUGUCUCUAUACUUCUAUGGAAACUAUUCUAUUCAAACAUUCAGAUUUGCGAAUUCAUAGAGAAUGGAAAGAUGGAGUCUGGAAGAUGGCAGAUAAGGUGAAGCCUGAUAAGAAAAGGAAAGCUGCUGCCUCAUCACAAAAUUCAGGAAUGGAUAAUGUUUUCCUAAGAAGGAGCGAGAGGGUGCCUAAACGAUCUAGAGACACAAAAACUCCAUUCAAGUCUGACAGAAAUCCGGCUUUAACUGUAAUACCUGAGAUUAUACCUGCAGUUGAUCCGUUUUCAACUCCUGCGGAACAUAAGCUUUCAAGGCUUCAAAAUUGGAUGACAUUAAAGCCCGGCAUGCAUGAAACGUCCCUAUCAAUCAAUGAUAAUAAGAUAAGGAAAUCUUUCUUUCAAAGCAUGGAAAAUGCAAAAAAGGACCUUAAGAAAGAGCACAUUGAUGGAGCCUUUGCAAUGCUAAAUUGCAGAAGAAAUGAGAAUGCUGCUUGGUUCCACAACUACAAGAUUCCAAAGGCGUGCUUCCUACCUAUGGAGUUCUUGCAUUGCUUGCUCUCUGAUGAUUUGGCUUACAAGAAAGAAAAGGUCAAAGGUAAAAAGAUUUUCAACGAUUUAUUUAAAGAUACUGUGAGAGGGAAGGUAUAUCCAGAGAAGACAUGGGGAGAAGAUGUUGAUGUUGUGUAUGGGAUUACUCUUGGAAAAAAAAGCAAUGUCUGGAUUGGGAUGGAAAUUCAUUUGAAGAAGAAAAGAAUCACAGUAUAUGAUUGUUUUCAAAAGGAAAGCAACAGCAUUGAUAUUCCUCAAGUGAAAAAGUUGGCAGUGUUGAUUUCUAAUCUGCUGGUGGAAUCUUCUGGUGAUGAGGUAGAUAAGGUGAAGAUGAUUCCAUUUGAGAUUGAGCAGGCACAAGGUUUACCCAAGACAAAACAUCCUUUCAACUGUGGGAUAUUUCUUGUCAAGAUUCUGGAGUGCCAGUCAUUGAAGAUAGGAGACAUGACAAAGAUUAAUGAUGACAAUGCAUUGGAGCUAAGGAGAACCUUGUCUUGUGAGAUCUUCAACCAAUUUGUGGAUGAGAGCUUUGGGAAAUGAGAAUGAUGCAUGAAAACAUUUUUUGUUUUAGUUAAGACUCGGUUUUAGUUAUGACUGUUUAUUUUGUUAUGUUGUUGGCGUCUGGUUACAUAAGAAAGAUUGGAAGGAUAUCAAGUAUUU